Messenger RNA from Hibiscus syriacus, 893 nucleotides. RefSeq lists its product as uncharacterized. The transcript has 5 exons. The coding region runs from base 199 to 870 and encodes 223 amino acids. NCBI's taxonomy places the organism in Eukaryota, Viridiplantae, Streptophyta, Magnoliopsida, Malvales, Malvaceae. The record is from RefSeq and is a predicted model, not a curated record.
CCCAAACCACAUUUAUUUCACUCAACAAAACACUGUCAAUGGCCGCCUCUCUCUUUCAAUUCUCAAUCCAUUGUUUCGUCUGAGAUUUCUCCUUCCUCAACCCUCUUCUCCAUAACCAAGUUCCUUCCUUCAACUUCACUUUCACUCCCUUUUUCCCUUUAGAGCUUCGGGGUUUUCGUAUUUUUUUUACAGGAUAUUAUGACAAGCUUUGUACCGACUCAUCGUUGUAAUUUGUCGGUUGGGGUUUCGGAACACGUUUGCAGCCGCAGGGAAAGGUUUCAUAAGCUUACGAGACUGAGAUGUUGUGGUCCGCGUUUUCGUCUCGGUGGGUUUGGUUUUUCAGCUCCGCGGAGUCGUCGGAGAUUUGCUCCGAUCUUUUCUAGCACCGUGGAUGAUGGCGGCGACGAAUCGGAUGAUCCCGAGGAAGGGAAUGAUCAGAAAGAAUCUUCACAAGGGGGGAAUGAAGGAUUGUCUCAGAAAAACAGUGAUAUGCUUCGGGAAAACCUUGAACGAAUAGUUGGCGCGGACGAUUCUACUUUUAGUGGCUUAGACUUGGCAACUCUUAUUAGGAACAAAUAUGGCAGGUCCUAUGAUGUUCAAUUGAUAAAGAAGGAGUUCAUGGGAAGAAAUCUCCUUGCACUGAAUGUCAUGUGGAAGUACAUGGAGCAGAGAUCAUUUCCCUUAACUGAAGAAGAAUAUCUUCUAAGGCUUGACGAUGUGGCAAACACGUUAAAAUGUUGGGGAGCAGUCUCGCAUAUUCGAAACAGCUUGGCAAAGUUGAAAGAACGGCCUCGAAUAGGGAAGGCAGUGAGCAUAUUUAUCGACAUGGACGAGUCAGGAGGUCGUGCGAAUGAAUGGAUUUACAAGUAGUCAAGAUUGUUCAGCAAUCAUAG